Molecule: messenger RNA, 5104 nt
Organism: Puntigrus tetrazona (Sumatra barb)
Lineage: Eukaryota; Metazoa; Chordata; Actinopteri; Cypriniformes; Cyprinidae
Gene: ptpn4b
Product: protein tyrosine phosphatase non-receptor type 4b
Exons: 27
Coding region: 364-3168 (934 amino acids)
Biological process (GO): protein dephosphorylation
Cellular component (GO): cytoplasm; cytoplasmic side of plasma membrane; cytoskeleton
Molecular function (GO): cytoskeletal protein binding; protein tyrosine phosphatase activity
Source: RefSeq, a predicted model, not a curated record
CUGCACGUUGCAGCCGCAGCAGCCAGUAGCAGCAAUACAGAGACAUAUGCGGGAUUAUAGAGCUAAACCCGGCCAGCAGCCACGGAGGAGAUUGCAAUUGCGUCUGAGGCUUGUAUUUAAUGCACCGCGCCCGAGAAGAAGCCAGGAUCGCGUUCCCGUUUCGGAAUUAUCACUCGUUACUGUGCCAGAGGCCCCACGAAUUGAAUGUAAUGUGAACAUCUACAGCAAUGUGGUGAUUUUCCUGCAGAUGAGCUGCCGUUUUGCCCUCUCCCCCCUCCUAUUCUCCUUUCAUCAUAAUUCAAGAUCAUCUUCAAUUCACUGGACUCUCCUAGACCUGUAUAUGAAGACGGAGUGGGGACCGUAAUGACCGCACGCUUCCGGUUGCCUGCUGGCAGAUCUUACGAUGUGGGAGCGUUGGAGGAGGCCAGAGAGAGACAGCACGCGCAGGUGGAUUGUAACGUUUUACUGCUGGACAACACAGUGCAGACCUUCAGAGCCAAUAAGCAAGAUCAGGGGCAGAACUUGUUGGACGUAGUGUAUAAACACUUGGAGCUAACGGAGCGAGACUAUUUUGGCCUUCAACUAGCAGACGACUCUUCUGACAGCCAGAGGUGGCUGGACCCAAACAAACCCAUCAGAAAACAGCUCAAAAGGUCGUCUCCACAUAAUCUGAGGUUUAGAGUGAAGUUUUUUGUGAGUGACCCUAGCAAACUACAAGAAGAGUACACAAGGUAUUUGUACUUUUUGCAACUGAAGCAGGAUAUUCUGAGCGGCAGACUUCCUUGCCCACAAAACACCGCGGUUCUUCUGGCUUCUUACGCCGUUCAGGCUGAGCUGGGGGACUACAGUCACUCCGAACAUUUGCCCGGGUACCUCUCCGAGUACAGCUUCGUUCCCAGCCCUCCGCAGGACUUCGAGAAAGAGGUCGCCAAACUUCACCAAGAGCACAAUGGACUCACACCAGCUCAGUCCGAGUUUAACUACUUGAAUGCUGUGCGGACGCUGGAGCUGUACGGCGUGGAAUUGCACUAUGCUCGGGACCACUGUAACACAGAGAUUUACAUCGGAGUUUUGUCUGCCGGCAUCUCCGUCUACAAGGACAGGGUACGAGUCAACCACUUUCCAUGGUUGAAAAUUGUAAAAAUAUCUUUUAAAUCGAAACAGUUUUUUAUACAACUAAGAAAAGAACUGACCGAGAACAGAGAGUCUCUGUUGGGUUUCAACAUGAUGAACUACAGAGCGUGCAAGAACCUCUGGAAGGCCUGCGUGGAGCAUCACACGUUCUUCAGACUGGAGCGGCCCGUUCCUCCGGAGAGAAACCUCUUCCUGCAUUACUUCACUCUCGGAUCCAAGUUUCGCUACUGUGGGAGGACAGAGGCGCAGUCCGUACAGUACGGAAAGGAAAGAGGCAACAAGAACAGAGUUUUUGCGAGGUCGCCGAGCAAGCCUCUGGUCCGAAGACUGAUGAGCGGUUUGGACUGGGAGACCGUCAGCAGGAACUCUCUCUCGGACGACCGGCUGGAAACUCAGAGCCUGCCGAACCGUUCUCCACCAGACUCGCCGGAUCACAGUAACUCGGUGUUCACCACAGACGGGGCGCGGGUCAGGCCUUCCUCCAUUGGUCACCUAGUUGAUCAUGUGAUCGAUGACUCGCCAUGCCAGACGUUCACCAAUCACAAGUCUGCCUCCUCUACGCAGGCCAACAGCAUCAGCCUGGACUCCACACCGUCUCCUGAUGUGACGACAGACGAGCAGCCGCCGGCUCUGCCCCCGAAACAGUCCAGAAGAGAUCCUCUGACCCACAACGGCAGAUCCCAGUCCCAGCACGAGCUGGACGAGCACCUCAGCGAACUGUACAACGUACCUGCGGCGUCGGGAAAGAGCAUGAAUGGAGCCGUGCCUCAUGAUAAUCUUGUUUUGAUUAAAAUGAGGCCGGAUGAAAACGGACGAUUUGGAUUUGGAUUUAAGGGUGGCGCUGAUCAGAGGAUGCCCAUCAUAGUGUCCCGUGUGGCUCCGGGAACUCCGGCUGAUAUGUGUAUGCCGCGCCUCAACGAGGGCGACCAGGUGGUGCUGAUUAACGGUCGUGAUAUCUCAGAGCACACUCACGAUGACGUGGUUAUGCUAAUUAAGGCCAGCUGUGAGGACCAAUCGGGAGAGCUCAUCCUGCUCGUCAGGCCCAAUGCCAUCUAUGACGUGGAUGAGGAGCAGGAGAAGCUGGAUUUGGAGCCAGAUUUCCAGUAUAUUCCAGAGACGUCCGGUCUGGAGCUGAGCCACUCGGAGGCCGAUAGUUUGAGGUCCUCCAUACAGCUGCUGAGAGACGGCCUGUCCAGCGGCACCGUGCCUGCUCAGUUUGAUCAACUGUACAGGAAGCGUCCUGGGAUGUCCAUGUCAUGCGCCAGAUUGCCGCAAAACGUCUCCAAAAACCGCUAUCGGGACAUUUCUCCAUAUGACACCACUCGAGUUGUGUUGAAGGGCGCUGACGAUUACAUCAACGCGAAUUUCAUUAAUAUGGAAAUCCCAGGUAAAGGUGAAGUAAAGCGGUAUAUCGCCUGUCAAGGGCCUCUUCCUGGGACCUGCUCCGACUUCUGGCAGAUGGUGUGGGAGCAGAGCGCCGCUCUAGUGGUCAUGCUCACGACGCAAGUCGAACGCGGCAGGGUGAAAUGCCAUCAAUACUGGCCGAACGUUUCAGGAAGUGGCACCUAUGGAGGCUUUCAGGUUACAUGCGUGUCCGAGGAAGGAAAUUCGGCGUACCUGCUCAGAGAUUUGACUCUUACACACGUGGAGAGUAAAGAGGAAAGGCAGAUUUGUCAGAUGCAGUACCUGGCGUGGCCCGAUCACGGCGUUCCAGACGAUUCGUCGGACUUCUUGAACUUCGUCAGUCAAGUACGCAGCAAAAGAGUGGACGCAUCAGAACCUGUAGUGGUUCAUUGCAGCGCUGGGAUUGGUCGCACCGGGGUGCUUAUCACCAUGGAGACGGCGAUGUGUUUGAUAGAAAAUGGUCAGUCAGUUUAUCCUUUAGACAUCGUCAGAACCAUGAGAGACCAGCGUGCCAUGAUGAUCCAGACCCCUAGCCAGUACCGUUUCGUCUGCGAAGCGAUUCUAAAAGUUUACGACGAAGAGUUCGUAAAGCCGUGCGAGACUGAGCCUCCGGUCGAAAAGGAAGAAUGAACGCCGUCCUUCAUCGUUCGCGGGGUUCUUCUGUGAUUCACAACUACUGCCAGUGAGAUCUGCGCUCGGCUCGCUGUCGCCCCCUGCUGAAAGGCAGUGGACAUGACCGCCCGCAAGCUAGAAUACAGACGAAAAUGCACUAUUGCACUUUACAGCGACAAACAAUGACUUAAGGGAAUUUUUUUUGGUUAAAAAAACAAACAAACAAAAAACUAAGUAUCAGGUUACUGAUGAGUAGGUACUGUUAAUAAUGUUAAUUAUUUGGGUUAGAGAAAGAAAUUUGCUUUUGCUUUUGUGCCAAAAGCUGAAAUGAGCCACAGUCCGUGUCAGAAUUAACUCUUGCAACUAAUGACAGCACGUUUUAUGUUCUAUUUAUUUGUUUUGGGGAAUUUUUUUUCGCAGUGAACUCGAAAGCAACAGGUGCUCGGCCCGUUCUGCUCCCUUUUCCCGACUGUAACUGUAAUCGUUUUAACAUUUCCGUUUGAAACAUAAGUUGUUAACAUGCAUUUUUUUUAAAAAAUUGUCGAACAAAAAAAAAACGAAGCUAGUUUUUAAUUAGUUUUUACCCCGGCGCUUUAAAGAUAAUCUUUCGCAAAGUACUUAGACUUUUGCGAAGUACUUUUCGUUCCACGGUAACGUUACAGUUGUCGCUCUAAAUUUAGGGAAAUUAACAGGCCACCAGCUGUGCUGAAAAUGAGCCAUGGUAAAGAUGUUUCUUGCUGCCAAAUUUCACAGCUGUUCGCCUCUAAAACCGAUCGGUGUGUCGCUUUGGCUAAUCGCUAUUUAUUGCAAGGCUACGUGUGGUACGUAACGGCUGGCGUUUGUAUCGUUAAAUAUGCAUCAGGCAGCUGUUCUUCUUUCAGAUCCGUGUAUGCUGGAUCUUUGAAGCAUUUUAUUUAGAAAACAAAGCUGUGAAUUUCACGUUAGCUUGGUUUGGCGGAAACCGGACACUCAAUUGAUAAGUACGGACGCAAAUUAAAUGUUUAAUGUAUGAUUUAGUCUAGCGUUCUCUCUGGUUAGCGUAAAGAUCAUCAGAUAUUUUUAAUGACCAGUUUUCUUCCAUUUUUACAAUCAAAUUUUCGAAAUGUCUGAAAGUAACCGAUUACCUUCAGGUUUGACUUGUUCAUCUCGUACGAUUAGUUUUGUGUUUUUUGUUGAGAAAAAGAUGCUCUGAAGAUACCGGUUUAAAUUCAGCUUACGAUCGGUAGCGCUCAUCCACAUCUCCUCUUCUUUAGCUAGUUACCUGUUAGCAGUUACCUACAAAAGGUGGUUCUAGUUCUAGCUAUGACUGCGGAGAUGAUGGCAUUUACACAACUCAUUGGCCGCUUCAAUGUUUUAUUCACCUCAAGUGCAAAAUUUAAGUAUGGAUAUAUUUAAUGCUUUUUUUUUUUUAAGUUAGCAUUUUCUGUAUUCUGAAGAGAAAAGAUACUCGAGAAUUGUGAAGAAAAAUGUUUUUGAUACGACACCCCGGACCAUCGUAAUUGUUUGCCAAUGUUUUUAUGAACGUCCCCCCCCCCAUACAAUGUUUUGCGGUGCCAUCGCGCGAAUUAUUUUGAAUUAUAAGGACCAAUCCCGCCCACCGUUUUGAAUGUGAGCCGAUUUUGCUUCAGUGUACGUCGUUAUAGCGCAGCAGCUAGACAUUUACUGCCGACUUUGCGUCGGGAGUGGUGGUAUUUUUGUAUUUAACAAAAAAAAAAAAACGAAUGAAAAAAGGACAGCACUUUGCAACUGACUGUGGUGGUCAGCUGUGCUACUGUAGAAUUUAUACUGUAAUUGUGUGAUGGGGGGGAAAAAUACGCUGUUUAAUUAUUUAUGUUGAACAUUUUGUCAGAUAUGGACACCUGUGGGGGUGGGAGGGGACUCUUAACUACAUAGUGUCAUAUGUGAAAUACUUGUAAAUACAAUGUUAUAUAUUAAAAGUGUUCUGAAAAGAUAA